AUGGGUAAGUGGUUCAUUUUGGUGGUUCUGGCCCUUGUUGUGGCUAAUACAAGUGCAAGAAUUUUGCCAUUUGGAGAAGGUGGUUUGAAGGAAAAGAAGAAUAACAUUGUUGGAAUUAGACAUUCUAUUGAAACUGAAAAAGACAAUGAUGGUGUUGAUGGUGGAAUAAUCAAAGGAGAAGAUGAAAUACAUAGUGAAAUUGUUGGUGGAAUAUUAGGAGGAAAUAAUGGUAGUGGAAUAGGCAAAGGAGGAGGUAAAACAAAUAAUAAUGAUGGUGUAAUAACUGAAGGAGAAGGUGAAAUAGGCAAGCGUGAUCUUGUUGGUGAAAUAUUAAGAGGAGAUAAUUGUGGUGGACUAGUCAAAGGAGGUGGUAAAAUAGACAUUGACGAUGAUGAUGGUGUAACAACCGAAGGAGAAGGUGAAAUAUGCAAGAGUGAUCUUGUUGGUGGAAUAGUUAAAGGAGGAGGUAAAAGUGACGAUGAUGGUGGUGGAAUAACGGAAGGAGAAGGAGGCAAGAAUGAUAUUGCUAGUGGAUUAUUAAAUGCAGUUAAUGGUGGUGGGAAAGUCAAAGAAAAAGGUAAAACUAACAAUUAUGAUGGUAGAAUAAGUGAAGAAGAAGGAGGCAAGAAUGAUCUUGUUAGGAUAUUAUUAGAUGCAAUUAAUGGUGGUGAAAUAGUCAAAGAAAAAGGUAAACCUGACCAUGAUGAGGGUGGAAAUACUAAAGGAGAAGAAGGCAAGAAUAAUCUUCCUGGCGGAUUAUUAGAUUCAGAUAAUGGUGUUGGAAUAGUUAAAGGAAAAGGUAAAACUGACGAUGAUGAGGGUGACAUUACUAAAGAAGAAAGAGGCAAAAAUGAUCUUCCUGGUGGAUUAUUAGAUUCAGUUAAAGGUAUUGGAAUAGUCAAAGGAAAAGGUAAAACUAACAGUAAUGAGGAUGAGAUUACUGAAGGAGAAGGAGGCAAGAAUGAUCUUCCCAGUGGAUUAUUAGAUUCAGUUAAUGGUAUUGGAAUAGUCAAAGGAAAAGAUAAAAUUAACGAUAAUAAGGAUGAGAUUACCGAAGGAGAAGGAGGCAAGAAUGAUCUUCUUGGUGAAUUAUUAGAUUCAGUAAAUGGUAUUGGAAUAGUCAAAGGAAAAGAUAAAACUGACGAUGAUGAGGAUGAGAUUACUGAAGGAGAAGGAAACAAGAAUGAUCUUCUUGGUGGAUUAUUAGAUUCAGUUAAUGGUAUUGGAAUAGUCAAAGGAAAAGAUAAAACUGACGAUGAUGAGGAUGGGAUUACUAAAGGAGAAGGAGGCAAGAAUGAUCUUCUUGGUGGAUUAUUAGAUUCAGUUAAUGGUAUUGGAAUAGUCAAAGGAAAAGAUAAAAUUGAAGAUGAUGAGGAUAGAAUUACUGAAGGAGAAGGAGACAAGAAUGAUCUUCUUGGUGGAUUAUUAGAUUCAGUUAGUGGAUUAUUAGAUCGAAUUAAUGGUGAUGGAAUAGACAAAAAGGAAAGUAAAAUUGUCAUUAACGAUGUUGAUGGCGAAGUAAGUGAAGGAGUAGGUGAAAUAGAAACUCACAAUAUUGAAGGUGGGAUCUUUAAAUGA
Molecule: messenger RNA, 1578 nt
Organism: Vicia villosa (hairy vetch)
Lineage: Eukaryota; Viridiplantae; Streptophyta; Magnoliopsida; Fabales; Fabaceae
Exons: 1
Coding region: 1-1578 (525 amino acids)
Source: RefSeq, a predicted model, not a curated record